Alternaria ethzedia is the source of this 534-nucleotide messenger RNA. RefSeq lists its product as uncharacterized. Gene Ontology annotation, molecular function: ATP hydrolysis activity; AMP kinase activity; ATP binding. Gene Ontology annotation, cellular component: cytoplasm; nucleus. The record is from RefSeq and is a predicted model, not a curated record. The transcript has 2 exons. The coding region runs from base 1 to 534 and encodes 177 amino acids. Lineage: Eukaryota; Fungi; Ascomycota; Dothideomycetes; Pleosporales; Pleosporaceae.
AUGGCGCGCCAAAAUCCCAACAUCGUUAUUACGGGCACACCUGGAGUGGGAAAGACGACACAUGCAGAGCAAUUAGCGCAAGCAACAGGAUUCCAGCACAUCUCGGUGAACCAAAUAGUAAAAGACGAAGGCUACCACGAGGGCAAAGAUGAAGAAACAGGGAGUUGGAUUGUAGACGAAGACAAACUGCUUGACCACCUAGAAUCCCUCUCCCUCGCCGACAAAGGCGGCUACAUCCUCGACUGGCACGCGUGCGACCUCUUCCCCGAGCGCUGGAUCGACCUCGUCAUCGUGCUGCGCUGCGACUCGACGUUACUAUAUGACCGUCUUACCGCGCGCGGCUACAAGGGGAAGAAGCUGGAGGAGAAUAUGGAUAGUGAGAUUAUGCAGGUGUUGCUUGAUGAGGCGAGGGAGAGUUAUAAAGAGGAGAUUGUGGUGGAGUUGAAGAGCGAGAGUAAUGAGGAUGUGGAGGGGAAUUUGGAGAGGGUGGAGCGGUGGGUUGAGCAGUGGAGGAGGGAUAGGCGGGAGGAGUAG